AGCCAGCAGUGGGACUCACGCGUGGGAAUCCCACCCGUUGGCACCCCAUCCCCUCGGCCCUUUGCUCUCCGCCUUUGUUCAGUUCACCCUUCCUCCGGCAGCUCUCUCCGCGCUGCCCUCAGACUUCCUUUCGGUCGGCUGGGCUGCGGAUGCGGGGAGGCAGCAGGACGCUGUGCCCUGGUUGCCCCCAAGGAGAGGGAUGAUGCCAGCCCCAGCCUGACGGCUCACCCAGUCCGGCAAUCUCCAGGAAUGCCAAGAAGCUCCUGCAGGAGAUCAGAGAGGGCAGGAGAUGGAGCUACAAACACUGCUUCUGCAGCCGAGUGAAAGGAGGCUGAGAAAUGGGGAAGACCGCACACACCUUGUUGGCCUUUCCCCUAUGGGGAACAAAGCACGUCCCUCAAAGCACACCUCAGUGUGUACGUCCUGAUGGUUUUUGUAUCCUCCCUGGCAGUCCGUCCCCAUAACAUCGUGGCCUUUUGGCAGCCCCAUCACACAGAGCACGGCUGCCAUGAAGGCCAUAGUGAAGCAUGUGGUGCUGAAGGCACACUUGUGCCAGGAGUGCGGCAAGUCCUUCAGCAAGAAGGGCAACCUGAAGAGACACCAACGCAUCCACACGGCGGAGGAGCUCUUUGCUUGCGGGGAGUGCGGGCGGCGUUUCACCACCCGGGGCCACCUGAGGACCCAUCAGAGCAUCCACACGGGAGAGAGGCCCUUCUGCUGCGGGGAGUGCGGGCGUUCCUUCCGCCUGGAGAUAUGCCUGGCGGCCCAUCGGAAGACGCACACCAAGGGUGGGCCCUACCUCUGUGCCCACUGUGGCAAGAGGCUGAGCACAAAGAUCUACUUCAACAUCCACAUGCGGACGCACACGGAGAAGAGGCCGUUCGCCUGCAGUGAGUGUGGGAAGAGCUUUGUGAAGAAUGGGAUGCUCAUGGCCCACAAGGAGAUCCAUAAGAGGGAGAAGCCCUUCAAGUGCCCAGAGUGCAGCAGGUGCUUUGGGCAGAGUGCCACGCUGUUGGCCCACCAGAAGAUCCACCUUCGUGGAGGGCCUUUCAUUUGCACUGAGUGUGGGAAGAGCUUGAGCACCAAGCGGUAUUUCAACGUCCACCAGAGGAAACAUGCUAAGGAAAAGCCACUCAAGGGACACAUCGAAGAUGGGUCUCUCCAGGUCAUACAGAUUAAAGAGGAAACUGCCUUUAAGUCAGAAGAGAAUGUGUUGGAGUGUGUGUUUAACGAAGGAGGUGGAGUCCUACCUAAAAUCCCAUAUGACCCAAAAAGCCCUCAUUGGAAAAUCCAAAUGAAAGAGGAACCAGGACCACCCACCUACGACACAGAGAGCAUUACUGCAAUAGCCUGCCAGAAACUUCACAUCAAGGAAGAACCACAAGAAAACCUGGACUAUGGAAAGCUCUUUGAUCCAGAGCUCUCACUGAUGGCUUUACAGGGAAGACAGGUUAAAAAGGAAAGGGAUUCUGAUGGGCAACACGACCAGAAAGAUCCCAUAGCUGAUAACAGCGUGCUCCAAGUGAAGGAAGAACCACAGGAAAGCACUGACUGUGAGAUCCACUGUGGUCAGAAGCCAAACCUGAGUGCCACCCAAAGGGUCCAGAUUAAAGAGAAAGCCGGUGUGGAGGAUGACCACCAGGAGAGACAGAGCCCACGGAGGAAGCAGAAGAAAUGCAAUCAACCCACCAAAGAGGGGAUACCGGAGAACACGGAGAAAUCCACAUCCAAGAAAGAUCUCUCAACAAACCGAGCUCCCAAAGGUGAACGGAUAUUCCCCUGUCCCGAGUGUGGGAAGAGUUUCAAUCAGAAAUCAAACCUGACCAGACACCAGAAGAUCCACGCGAGUGAGGGGCCGUACAAGUGCAGUGAGUGCGGAGAGAGCUUCCGCAUGAACCGCAAGCUGGUCCGGCACCAGCGAGCCCACGUGAGCGAGCCUUUCAAAUGCACCGAGUGUGGGAAGAGCUUCACCCAGCGCUCCAACCUGGUCCGGCAUCAGAGGAUUCACACCAAGGAGGAGCCCUACCAGUGCCCUGAGUGCGAGAAGACCUUCAACCAGAAGGCCAAUCUCUUCCGGCACCAAACGAUCCACGUCCGCAUGGGGCCUUGCAAGUGCACCAAGUGUGGGAAAUGCUUCCCCCAGAAGUGUCACCUCAUUAAACAUCAGCUGCUCCACUCCCGAGGCGGGGCCUACAUGUGUGGGGUCUGUGGGAAGCGCUACCGGCUGAAGAAGUAUCUGAGGAGGCACCAGAAAAUCCAUGCGCGGGAAGGAUCUGGCCCCAGCAUGAAGUGUGGGGAGGACACAGGGCCUGGUGGUGGGUCUCACCCCACUGAACCCUGUGACGGGUGAAGAGGAGAGCUGAGAGGAUCUGGUUCCCAUUCCUGAAGGAAAAAUCUUUGGGAAAUGGGGACAGAGACAAACUGACGUGUGUGGGGUGGGUGAGGUUUGAGGGGGCAAAGCACUGAUAGAAACUGGUCCCAUCCUGUUGCUUUCUGAGUCAACCCUCAGCAUACACUUUGCUCACAGCUGUGGGAUGGUGCUGGAGAAUCCAACUCUUCAGAGCAUUUGGAGGUGAAGGGAUGAGCCCCUGGCAUCCUUGGUAAUGGGAUGCUCAUGCCUCUAAAGCCUGCCAAAAUGGUGGAGGCCAACAAUGUUUUGUGUGGGCAAUGUGUGGGCAGAAUUGCUGAGAGGGAUUUAUUUCUAUUAUAUCACAGUGCUUCUGAGAAAGAUGCUUCUCAGCUGCCUGCUUCUCUGGCUGUCACUGUAAAGCUUGUGGUACGAUAUUGACUUUACAGGGCAGUAUUUUGGGAAUUCAAACCAAGCAGCAGGAAUAGCUGAACAGGUCUUCAGACUUUAUGGGCUAGAAAACUGCAAAACAUUUCCCUGUUGGGAUGCUUUCCCUUCCUUCCCCUGAUAUAAUGGGAACUGUGCAGCUACUCAAAAGUACGGACAGUUCAAGAGUUUUUAUUGCUCACUGCUAAUGAUUUUGUUGGAGGCUUUGAGCAUCCUGACCUAGCUGUAGGUGUCCCUAUUCAUCGCAGGGGAGUUGGACUAGAUGACCUUUAAAGGUCCCUUCCAAUUCAGAUAAUUCUAUGAUUCCCUCACUGGGGUGUUCUUUGUGUCUGGAAAGUCCCUGAUGAAGUGGAAAAGCAGAGUGAGCCCACAGUCCCAUGAGACACUUCCCAAGAUGUGUUUGCAGCCCUGGUACCUGGCCACAUGAGGGCUGGCAGACUGAAAACACUUAUGAGGGUUUGUUGUGUUGCUGUAAUAUGUAGAGUCCAAGGGAACAGAAAAAUGUUCCAUGGUGAGGUAGCAUCUCUGCCUCUGGUUUUGUGCAGGUAGAGAAGUCCCUUACCCAUUCCUAAAGCACAGACUUCUUCCUUCUCCCAGCAUGUAUUACACAUGGCAUUCUCUUGAAGGCACUGAAAGUCAUCAGCAUAACUUUGGGAAACUACUUGCUGUGACACUUCAGAGCCAAACUGUUCAUUGGGUGCAUUGACUAUUCCGGAGCAACUGCCUCCAGGCAGGGAAACAGAGGCACAGAGGUUGCAAAGGGAACAGAACAAGUAAUAUUUGAGCUUUGCCUUUCCCAACUGCUUGGACACCGCUGUGCUGAGCUGUUCUGUUGUGGUGACUCAAGGCCAACACUGAGUACAGCUGCCAAAUUCCAAAAGCAUGGAGUGACUUUCGUGUCAUCAGCAACUGUAGACAAGUUUCCCCCCAACUACCUCUGGCCUGGUGAAGGUUCAUUUCUGGGCAGAAAAGGCAGAUAUACCAGCGAGAACAACAAGUUCAGGGUUUUUUAGGGGUAUCUGAGGUCAGUCUUGCUAUGGCUGUUGGGCCUGCUGAGGGGCAGAGGUAGAGCAGAGCACUUCGAUGAGGAGAAAGUAAUCACCAGAUGAAUUAAUUUAUUUCCUGUUUAUUAGUCUAGCGUGAUGCUGUAAAGAUUUUGCCAGCAAGAGGAAGUGGUAUGGGAGGUUUGCCAGUGGUACUGCUGAGACCUUUGACAUACACGAAGAAGUGAGUCAGUGUCAGUAGCCUCCCUGGACAUCCCUGGAUCUUGCACCAUUCACCAUGGCCAGUGUGGGUGUUCCAACUUCUGGGGAAAAUCGGGGCUGAUAGUUUGUAUUAUCUGCUCAAUAAAGUAAGUAAGUAAAGAACAAAGGCAAACCAAGUGAACCUGUUUUCUGUUUGUAGUUUUCAUUUCCUCAGCUAUCACUGAGAGAACUGCACUACUACUAUCCACAAUGCAACACGUAAAAAUGCCAGAGCAAGACAUGGAAAAGGGAUAACCAGAUGGGCAUGGUUGAUGAAGAACCCUCCAGGCUAUGCUGACCAUAUUGACCAUCCCUCCACCAACCAGCUGGGAGCUCAGACCCCCACGUAGAGACCUGGGGCUCCAGCCAGUGAUCCACACAUAGG
Molecule: messenger RNA, 4423 nt
Organism: Gallus gallus (chicken)
Lineage: Eukaryota; Metazoa; Chordata; Aves; Galliformes; Phasianidae
Product: zinc finger protein 91-like
Exons: 2
Coding region: 509-2350 (613 amino acids)
Source: RefSeq, a predicted model, not a curated record